Emiliania huxleyi CCMP1516 is the source of this 1812-nucleotide messenger RNA. RefSeq lists its product as hypothetical. The record is from RefSeq and is a predicted model, not a curated record. The transcript is spliced from 10 exons. Bases 1 to 1812 code for a protein of 603 amino acids. NCBI's taxonomy places the organism in Eukaryota, Haptophyta, Isochrysidales, Noelaerhabdaceae.
AUGAUCAUCGAGAUGGAGCCGACCGCACACCUCAGUUACAGUAAUCCAAAACAACCUGACGUGGCGGCGGCAAACAUCGGCAGGGGGCACAGGCGCCUCGUUGCCGAUUUGAAGCUCACGAGCUCGCUUGCGAGCACGGGCAAGGGCACGGCCGGCGACGGAGAGCUCGGCUGGAAGGGGGCCUACGUGCGCUUUGGCAACACGGAGACCGGGCUGCUCAAGUUGGUCAAAGGGCGCGGCAAGUGGUCUCCGUCGGAAGCGAUGGCAGCGGCGGUGGCGGGGGAGGAGGAGGAGGCCGAGGAGGAGGGGGAGGAGGGGGAGGAGGAGGAUGCCCCCAAGGGAAAGCUCACGGAGCAGCCUGGCGAUUACCCCUUUGCGCGGCAGCAGGAUUGCGAUCUACGUUUGUUUGAUUUUGAGGCUUUCGGAGGCUUUGGAAAGGAGGUUCGCAGCACCCUGAGGGAGGCGGCGAACCAGCUGAGCAAUAAACUUUCGCACGCUCAGCACCUGGACGAGGUCACAUGGACCACCAAGAACUGGCACGGGCUGCAGAUGCAGCGCUUGUCUGUCGUCCUCCACACCGCCGUGGCGUGGCAGACGUGGGAGUGGAUCACCUCGAUCUGCUGCGCACUGUCCUACGCGUGCACCUACUAUUGGCGCUACCCCGCGUUUGUGCUUCCUCCCGAUGUGCUCGAUGUGCCGGUGCGUGGCGGGUUUACCCUGCGGUCCUGCAUAUCCUUUGCCUUCAUCGGCGGAUUUGCGGCCGCAAAGCUGCCUGCGGCACACUUUGCAUCGUCGCGGCUCUUCUUCCGCCACCGCCGCACGCUUCUCCUCUCCCUGAUCACCUCGUCGAUGCUCAUCGAGGGCGCGGGCCUCGCGGCGCCGCAUCCCGCCGCGAAGGUUGGCGCCGUCUUUGCCUCUGCCUUCCUCUCUUCUUUUCUCUGGGGGUGCAUGCUCACCUACCUCGAGGGCCGCGUCACCACCGAGCGGCGGGCAGCCUCACGGCACGUCGCCCUCGCCACGCUCUGCCUCAUCUACGCCGGCAACGCGAGCCGCGGCGCGCUAGUCGAGGUGGAGGUGGAGACGCAGCAGCAGCAGCAGCAGCAGCCGCAGCAGCAGCAGCAGCAGCAGCAGCAGCAGCAGCAGCAGCAGCAGCAGCAGCAGUGGCAGCAGCAGCAGCAGCGGCAGCAGCAGUGGCAGCAGCAGUGGCAGCAGCAGAGGCAGCAGUGGCAGCAGUGGCAGCAGCAGUGCGCCGGCAGCGCCUUCCUCUCUGCGGGCGUGUCGCCGGCUGCGAUGCCGCUCGCCGUCGGCGCGCGCGCCUUUCUCCGGCGGUGGGCAUGCGGCCUCGCGCCGCUCUGCGUUGCCUACGCCCUCCUCACUGGGGUGCGUUCGCUGCGCGACCUCUUCGCCGACCAGCUCUUCGCCGCCUCGCUCGGCGCCCCCGGCGGCGCGGCGCCCGGCUGGAUCCUCUGGACCGCAGACCUGCCGGGCGCCCUCGUCUCCGCCGCGACUCUCGUCGCCUUUGGUCGUAUCCGCGACUCUCACCGCGCGAUGCAGGCGGUGCCGGCGAUGCUGUCUGUCAUGAUCGCAGCGACCUGCCUCGCCCUCGUCGCGACGGGCGCGUGGCAGCUGGGUCUGCUCGGAGGCGGCUCGUGGCAGCUGCUGCUGGGCACGGGCGUCUUCCUGUGCUACGCGACCAUGGGGACGCCAUUCUACGAGCGGUUGCUCGCCGCGACGCGCACCGAGGGCGCCGACAUCCGCGCUCUUCAUGUCUGCCCGUGGGCGCGGCCUGAUCGGAAUGCGCGUGGCAUCUAG